This is a messenger RNA of Rubroshorea leprosula, 2869 nucleotides long. NCBI's taxonomy places the organism in Eukaryota, Viridiplantae, Streptophyta, Magnoliopsida, Malvales, Dipterocarpaceae. The record is from the annotation of a GenBank genome assembly.
AAGCCAGUAGAAAAGCCAGCUCAAAGGUAGGAGUGGCAAGUGGUAGAAAAAAGGGAGAAGCAAAGUAAACUUGAUACUGCUAAUGCUCAAAUGGAGCAGCUUGCCUCAAACCUGGUUGAGAAGGAUAUUCCAGUCAUCCAUUCCACUUCAACUUUGGUUAGAUCAGUACCAGAUGCUGCUCUUCCAAAUAAGGAUGUUCACACCUCAAAUUCUUUUUCUGCUUUGGGUGACGCCAUUAUGAAUCCUAUUAUUGACAUAAGUGUGAAUCCUGUUAUUGAGACUAGAAUGGCCAGAGCUGCUUCCCAAGGUGUUGCUGCUGUCACCAAGGCAUUGUUACCAAGGCAGAGGCAGCAAAAGAAGAAGUCAAAUUCCUCAAGUGAGACAUUAUGGGAUGAAUUAAUUCUUUUUAGCCAGGCACUACUUGCUGUUCCAUGGCUAGUGGGAGGGGAUUUCAAUGACAUAAGAUCUCCCUCAGAAAGAUCAGAUGGAGCAAGCAUCUCAAAAGAAUCUCUUUCUUUUCAUGAUAAGCUUAAUGCUGCUGAGCUCCAUGACAUUCCUUCCUCGGGCACUAAUGCAGAAUUUUUGCCCCCUGGCUGCUCAGACCAUUGUGCAGGUUUGGUAGGUAUCCAAGCCCCUGAAGUUAAUAAUCGAAGGAGGCCAUUUAAAUUCUUCAACUUCUGGAUCAAGAAUGAGAAGUUUUUGGACAUAGUGAAGCAAGUCUGGGAAACAACUCAAGUGCAAGAAAUGGUUCAGGUUAAGCAUGAUCAGGUUCAAAAAGUUGCGACUCCACAAUUGGCUGAGGAAUCAUUCUACAGGCAAAAAUCACGAAUAAAAUGGUUACAAGAGGGUGAUAGCAAUACCACCUAUUUUUAUAAGCUACCUGUAGAUAUGGCAAACUCUCUCAUCCAUCCUGUUACAGAGGAAGAGAUUAAGGUUGUGGUUUUCUCAAGUCCUGGAAAUAGGUCUCCUGGCCCAAAUGGUUUUACAGCAGAAUUUUAUAAAGCUGCCUGGUCUAUUGUGGGUGACUUAGGUGUCAAAGCUAUUAAAGAAUUUUUCUCCUCUGGUCAAUUGCUAAAGGAGGAAAUUGUGAAACACUACCAUAAGCAGUGCUUGAGCCCCAGAUGUACUCUGCAAAUUGAUUUAAUGAAAGCCUUUGAUUCAGUAUCUUGGGAUUUUAUAUUCCAAAUUCUACUCUCUCUUGGCAUUCCCAGUCAAUUUGUCAAUCUGGUUAAAGCCUGUGUGACUACUCCUAAAUUUUCUGUGGUUUUCAAUGGAAAUUUAUGUGGUUACUUCUCAGGAGAGAAAGGAGUUAGGCAAGGGGAUCCCUUAUCCACAUACGUUUUUGUGGUAUGCAUGGAGGUCCUUUCUCAUAUGUUGAACAAAGCCGCUGAGGAAGGAAAAUUUGCUUAUCACCCUAAAUGCAAAAAUGUGCAGCUUACACACUUAUGUUUUGCUAAUAAUCUCAUGAUAUUCACAGAUGGUAGCCUAGCCUCUCUAAAUGCAAUUGAUGCGGUCUUGACGCAUUUCUAUAAGGUUUCUGGCCUGAGAGUGAACUAUGCUAAGUCAGAAUUGUUCUGUUGUGGGUUAUCUACAUCACAUACCCAGUUGCUUGUUGAAAAAUUUGGUUUCAAGAUUGGUACACUGCCAGUAAGAUAUUUAGGAGUACCAUUGAUCACGGGGAAGCUUGCAAAGAUGGAUCUCAGGCCUUUAGUCUCUAAAAUCACUGAGAAAAUGUCCUCCUGGGCUGCUAAACAUCUCUCCUUUGCUGGUAGAUUACAACUAAUCUCCUUGAUAAUUCAAGGCAUCACCAAUUUUUGGUGUUCUGUUUUCAUACUACCUAAAGGGAUUAUUAAAGAAGUGGAAAAGAUAUGUGGCACUUUUCUUUGGAAUAAUGAAACUUGCAUUGCUAGAGGGGCUAAGGUGAGCUGGUUGCAUGUCUGUACUCCAAAACAGGAGGGGGGUCUAAGACUCCGGAACUUAGUUCAGUGGAAUCAAGCUUGCAUUUUAAAGUUUAUAUGGCUGUUAUUCUCAAAGGCAGGUUCUGUUUGGGUUGCUUGGGUCCAGGAAAACUUACUUAAGGGCAAAAGCUUUUGGUCUAUUAAUAUUCCUUCUGAUGCUUCUUGGCGAUGGAGGAAAAUUUUAAAAUUAAGGCCAUUAGCUAGAGGGCUAAUCCAGCACAUACCAGGGAAUGGUCAAAACACUUAUCUCUGGCAUGAUAAUUGGCACCCUGCUGGCCCACUGUUAGAAGUUUAUGGAAACUCUAUUGUUCAUGAUUCAGGGAUACCUUCCCAAGCUAAACUAGCCAGUGUUAUAAGUGGUAGAUUUUGGAAUUGGCCUCCUGCUAGAUCUCCCCAAUUGGUGGAAAUGCAAAUACCUCUUUUUGAUAUUCAUCCUAGGGAGGGUGAAAAUGAUUCAGUUAUUUGGUUGACCUCCCCAUCUGGAUCUUUCCAAACUGGUCAGACUUGGCAUUGGUUGAGACAUAAGCAGCCCAGGAAAGUAUGGCAUAAACUUGUUUGGUUUCCUCAUGCUAUCCCUAAGCAUAGCUUCAUAGGUUGGCUAGCCAUACUUAAUAGAUUGACUACAAAAGCUAGACAGAAGCAAUGGACCCCUACCAUCUUAGAUACUUGUAUCCUAUGAAAUAAUAACUCAGAAACUUCCGAGCACUUGUUCUUUAAGUGCAGUUAUGCUAACACAAUAUGGAGACAGAUUAGUACUAUGAUCAAUAUUCCCUUUGUGGACUCUUGGCAAGACUUAUUACAUUGGAUGGGGAAAAGGGUUAGAAGAAAAUCUUUGCUUAGCAUUUUGAUCAAACUCUCAUGGAAUGCCACAGUCUACAACAUCUGGAUGGAAAGAAACAGAAGAGUUCAUC